Messenger RNA from Empidonax traillii (willow flycatcher), 1852 nucleotides. It is a transcript of the gene CA7, whose product is annotated as carbonic anhydrase 7. Gene Ontology annotation, cellular component: cytoplasm. The transcript is spliced from 7 exons. Bases 2 to 796 code for a protein of 264 amino acids. Lineage: Eukaryota; Metazoa; Chordata; Aves; Passeriformes; Tyrannidae. Gene Ontology annotation, molecular function: carbonate dehydratase activity; zinc ion binding. The record is from RefSeq and is a predicted model, not a curated record. Gene Ontology annotation, biological process: regulation of intracellular pH.
CAUGACCGGCCAGCGCAGCUGGGGAUACGGCCAGCAUGACGGACCUUCAGAGUGGCACAAAUCCUACCCUAUUGCCCAGGGGAGCCGCCAGUCCCCCAUUGACAUCGUUUCUGCCAGAGCAGUUUACGACCCAAACCUGAAGCCACUGAUCAUCUCCUACGAGUCAUGCACGUCCCUCAGCAUCUCCAACACUGGCCACUCAGUCAUGGUGGAGUUUGAAGAUACUGAUGACAAGGCAGCAAUCAGUGGUGGGCCCUUCCAGAACCCAUUUCGGCUGAAGCAGUUCCACUUUCACUGGGGCAGAACCCACAGCCAGGGCUCAGAGCACACGAUUGAUGGCAAACCUUUUCCCUGUGAGCUCCACUUAGUUCAUUGGAAUGGCAGAAAAUAUGCAACAUUUGGAGAAGCAGCAGCAGCUCCAGAUGGCCUGGCAGUAGUUGGUGUUUUCUUGGAGAUUGGGAAAGAACAUGCUGGUAUGAACAGACUCACUGAUGCUUUGUACAUGGUAAAAUUUAAAGGAACAAAAGCUCAGUUUGGAAACUUCAACCCUAAAUGUCUCCUGCCCUUGAGUCUUGAUUAUUGGACAUAUCUUGGCUCUCUGACAACACCACCCCUUAAUGAGAGUGUAACAUGGAUAGUGCUGAAAGAACCCAUCAGAAUUUCUGAGAAACAGCUGGAGAAGUUCCGGAUGCUCCUCUUCACCAGCGAGGAGGACCAGAGGGUCCAAAUGGCCAAUAAUUUCCGCCCCCCUCAGCCUCUCAAGGGCAGAGUUGUUCGAGCUUCCUUCAAGGCCUGAACAAAACUCAGAAUGGCCCCGGGAUAUCCAAGAGCUUCCACAUCUGACGUACUCUAAACAGAAACUCUGGUCCCCAGACCGCUCAUGGAACACACAGGACAAGCAUUUCCAUGCACACUCUGCUGGCAGGGGAACAAUCUGCUGGUUUUCUGCUUUAUUUGGAGUGCUCGUUCUUCUGAGAAAUGGGAUCUUUGUAACAAGCACUAUUUAGUACAAAGGAUAGCUGAGUAAACUAGAGUGUUGUCCAAGAGCUGAAACUCUAAAAAAAAUGAAAAUGCAAUUAAAAUCCAACUUGAUGUAAAAUGGGAAAUUACGUAGUGAUCUACUAUGGUCACAAUAAUGGUCUCAUUCAAUACAUGAGGAAACAGUAAUGAAGAAUUUGGGGUAAAUUUGACUUAAAUUUUCCUUACCAAUCUGUUGUAAGCAUUUGCUGAGCUCUGAUUUAAACAUUGCUUGCACUGUACUCUUGCUGUCUGCUGACAGAGUGCACAAGUAGCACUAGAGGAAAGUUCUUGCCUCGGGUAGGCACUGGUAUGAAAACUAGAUCUAUACGUUAAACUUACUGCUCUAAGAUCCUAUUUUAUAACUCACAGUACCAGUGUAAAUGCUGUGCUUGAAAGCAGGCCAUUUUAUUGCAGUGUUUAGCCCACAGAUCACACAGGGCUGUGCUGCCCUGCUCAGGUGGGGGAAGGGGACAUCUCCAGCAGUCCAGGUGUGUGCUCUGUGGUCCUAAACGGCUCCAAUUCUACCUCAGUUCAGUGCUGUGCUCUGCAGUGUGACCUCCUUUGUUGUCUGCCCUACAGAAAAGGGGUUUUGUUUACUUUAGGGACCCAGUGGGUAGGUCUGGACUGCACUGAGUGUGCACUGCUGCACAAAUCCCUUCCCUCUGGCUGGCAGGGAUCUCCCUGCACGCCCUCCUGAGUCCUUUUACCUCUCCAAAAGCAGGUUGCUUUAGAAAAGCCAUGUGUUGGUAUCACUGCUCUGCAGCUCAGUGACACAUCCAGGCUCUGGCACUAAAUAAUACUGGGAUGUGACCUGUGAUUACCCACAGUCUGC